Molecule: messenger RNA, 3729 nt
Organism: Pecten maximus
Lineage: Eukaryota; Metazoa; Mollusca; Bivalvia; Pectinida; Pectinidae
Product: DNA cross-link repair 1A protein-like
Biological process (GO): double-strand break repair via nonhomologous end joining; protection from non-homologous end joining at telomere; interstrand cross-link repair
Molecular function (GO): 5'-3' DNA exonuclease activity; damaged DNA binding
Source: RefSeq, a predicted model, not a curated record
UUAGAUCGGCGGGAAUGACAUAUAUUUAGGUAUACAUUAGCUUAUAGCACUCAGAAAUGAAAAGAAGCGUCCCAAAAUUGCUAAUUGAUGACGACAGCGAAGAUGAAAUAUGGGGGUACAAAAGUCUGAAGCGUGAGAAACGAGAUCCUGUGAUAAAAUCCCAAAAUGACAGGAGAUCACAGGCUCGAUUUUCAGGUCGCGCUGCUUCUGGACGUUUAGGCAAUAACAAAAAGCUACCGACGAAAGCCCAGGAAAAGGAUAUAAUAGAACCACACAAACAGUUAAAGAAACAAAUUAAAAAAGAAGACAACAGAAGUAAAUAUGCCGUUAAAUGUUCUCGGACGAAUGAAAAAACACCCUCAAAAAAGUGUCGUCCAGAGCUGAUUGAAGGAUUUUGCCCUCAUUGCCAAGUUCCAUACUCUGCUCUUAGCUUCAAAUCUCCCACAUGGCAUAUCAAUGAAUGCCUGGUAAGAGAGAUGGCAACUAAAGAAUGUCCCGCUGGAUUGUCGUGUGAUAACACCCUGCCAAGUCACUACUGGAAGUUCUCUCAUUGGCAGCUGGCACAGUUACGAGGAAGUGGUAAGAGGAUAGCCACCUCUGUCUUGGAUCAUCAGAAAGAUGAACAACAUUCUUCUCGUGUGAAAGUAAAUUUGUUUGAUGAGAAUCAGCCUGGACAUUCCAAAAAUUUAAGCAGCGAAAGUAAAAAUAGUGAUGUCACUACAUCAGACCCACAAGAUCCAAUUUAUAAGACAGUAACAACACUGUCAACAGUUCCUGUUCAUAAUCAUCAAAAUAGUCGAAACACAAGCAUUACAAGUGAAAAUUAUAGAGAAACAGAUGACGAAAAAGAUCUGGAUGAAAUGCUGGCGAAUGCAUUUGGUGAAGACUCUGAAGACUCGACAGGCUCAACUUCUUCAGCCCUUUCUAUUAUAAGGAGUGAUCAAACAUCAAAGUCCGACAGUAAUGUAGUCAUAACUAAGGAGACAUUUGGUCUUCAGUUAGAUGAAGGAAUCAGUUUUAGUCCACAGAGUAGUCCUAGAGGAGAGCUAGAGAGUCCAGUAUCGGUGAAGUCUUUUUCUCAAGUAAGUCUAAAUAACUAUGUCAAACUUGAUAGUGACCUUAAAAAGAUUUCCUCUUCUCCAUCUCAAAACCAGCUGCCACUUAAAACACCAACCAAAUCUAGGCCUUCAUCAGCAAGGAAAUGUUCAAACAAGAAAUCUAACAACAGAAGUGUCGAGAAAACAGCUGAUUCUGAGUCCCCGAGAAUGGCAUCUUCAGGUAAAAAGACAAGGAGAAAUACCGGAAAGAAAAAAACUGAAACUGGUGACAUUGCUGAGGAGUCACCUGGUACCAAUCAACCAUCUGUGAGAUCUUUUUUCAAAUCUUUAAAUGCCAAAAAAAUCCUUUUCAAAAAAUCUGGUGAGAACACCAGUUUAUUACAUGACAGUAAUUGUGUACAGGUGACACCAGUAAAUACCAUGAAAAGAUCUGACUCAGACAAAGAGAAACACAAUGGACAAGUCUGUAUAGGCGAAACAGCGGUGAUAGAUGGAAAUUCAGACAAAGACGAUCCCAACUUUGUAUGUGACCAUCACAAAACUGCAAGAACAGAGGUCAGGUGUAAAAAAGACCCUGACCUAAGCAAGGUAAAAGAGGAAAUGCCUAGAUCUGACAAAAUUGUACAGAAGUGUACGGCAAAGGAAAACACAGACAAUGUCGCACAGAAGUGUACGGUCAAAGAAAACAAAUCUCAGACAAUGGCAAAGAACAACAAAAAUGCUUUCAGUGUUUUGAUGGACAAGUCUAAAUCCCAAAGUGCCAGUCAAAGUACAACUUCUCCAAUUGAGAAUCGUCCAGGUAAAGUGGAUGCCAUGGCAUUAGUGAUGAAAGCCAAACAGUGGGGCAGGGACAGAAACACUGUGGUACAAUCAACAUCAACUAAACCUGAGGAUGAUCAAAUCAAUCUGAAAAUUCCCAAACCAGAGAAAAAACAAUGGGGUGGACAGCGACAGUGUCCUUUUUACAAGAAAAUGCCUGGUACAGGAAUUACUGUGGAUGCAUUCAGCUUUGGAACAAUACCAGAUUGUUCUGCUUACUUCCUGUCGCACUUCCACUACGAUCACUACAGGGGCUUGACAAAGAAGUUCAAACAUCCAAUCUACUGUAGUAAGAUAACUGCAAACCUGGUAGAACGAAGACUAAAGAUAGACAGACAAUACUUGCAUGCCCUUCCUAUGGAUUGUCCCACUGUUGUAGAAGGAGUAGAGGUCACACUGCUGGAGGCAAACCAUUGCCCAGGUUCUGUGCUGUUCCUCUUCAAGCUGAAGGGAGGUAGAACGUACCUCCACACAGGAGAUUUCCGUGCAUGUACAGAGAUGGAAAGAUACCCAGCUCUGAAUGGUGUCCAUAUCAACCAGUUAUACCUGGAUACAACUUACUGUGAUCCCUCCCACACCUUCCCUCCACAACAAGAUGUCAUUGACUUCGCUGUGUCCACUGUUCACAAGAAGUUGAAGGAAAAUAUGAAGACCCUUAUCAUCUGUGGCAGCUAUACCAUCGGGAAAGAGAGGAUAUUUACAGCUAUAGCCAAGGCCCUGAACAGUAAGAUAUGUGUGACUCGGGAGAAGAAAAGCGUACUUGAUUGUCUGGAAGAUAGUAAGCUACAGGAGAUAAUUACUCUCAGUCCUAAUGAAGCUAAAGUUCAUGUCCUCCCCAUGGCCAAGCUUAAUCAGAAGGCCCUUACGGAUUACAUGGCUACGAUGAAGAAUUACGCAGAGGUUCUAGCCUUUGAACCAACUGGAUGGACCCACAGCAACAAGAUUACCUCCCUGGAUCAACUCCGACCAAAGUUCAGCAGGAACGGUAUACACAUAUAUGGCGUACCCUACAGUGAACACAGCAGUUACCUGGAGAUGAAGCGUUUUACUCAGCAUCUGAAGCCAGACAAGAUCCUUCCAACAGUCAACAAUGGGAAUUCCAGAGCCAGGACAAAAAUGGAGGAGUUGUUUAAAUCCUGGAUGGAAGAGGUGAAGAUGAGCAAGAAAAAUCAGAAUCUCAGUGGAUCUAAACAGGGUACAUUGAGCUCCUGGACGACAUAAAACUGAGGAAUAUUAUAUAUUAUUGGGCUGUUACGGGUGUCGUCUUCUAAUGACCUUGCUGAUAAAAACAUUUUAAUAUUAAUGUGCACUGUUUUGCACAUUACCCAAUUCUUGGCCAUCAGACUUUAUAUCCAUAAUGUGGAAUGUGAGAAGAAUCUGUGAUGUCUGCAGUAUCAGGUUUGAUAAUUAUGUGUGGGAAGGGUAAUUUUUUAAAGUGUUAGAUCAGUUUUUUUAGUAAAUGAUACUAACUUCUAUUCAAAAGUAUGUGUUAACAAAUUGUAAUCAAUUUUAACAAAACUUUUCAAGGAGAUUGUGAUUUAUAUCUAAUACUGACAAAGUGUUGACCCUUUUUUAUAUGAUAAUCCAAAUCACUUGUGAACACAUGGUGACAAAACAUAGGUCUGAAACUGCAUGUAUGUUUAUAGAUCUGUAUUAUUGUAUUGUUUUUUAGGGGGAAUUUAUGGUGUUUAUUUGAUAUUAUCUCUUUAGCAGUAAAAUAUCAGGUAAAACCAAACAGAUAUUAAAAGAGAAGCAUUUAUAUAUUUUCAUCCACUGUACAUAAUACUUGUUAUUUAUCGUAUUUAUAUUACUGGCAUGUAUUUCAUGGUAAAUAAAAUAAUUGAUUUUGAUA